Molecule: messenger RNA, 480 nt
Organism: Penicillium chermesinum
Lineage: Eukaryota; Fungi; Ascomycota; Eurotiomycetes; Eurotiales; Aspergillaceae
Product: GNAT family N-acetyltransferase
Exons: 1
Coding region: 1-480 (159 amino acids)
Molecular function (GO): acyltransferase activity, transferring groups other than amino-acyl groups
Source: RefSeq, a predicted model, not a curated record
AUGCCUGAACCCCACGUUUCCCGCUCGGAUCUUUCGAUCUCAAAAGCGACCCCUCUAGACGUCCCCGCAAUUAGAUCGAUGGUAGAUGCAGCCUACUCCAAGUAUAUCGAACGCAUUGGAAAGCUCCCCGCCCCGAUGGCGGCUGACUACCACCAAGUCAUUCGAGAAAAAGACGUCUUUGUGUUACAAGACCAGCACCAGAUGGUCGGAUCCAUCGUGCUCCACGACGAUCCCGCUUCGUCCUCAAUCAUCAUCGACAACGUGGUAGUUGAUCCCACGUCGCAAGGCAAAGGCUACGGGCGUGUUUUGAUGGACUAUGCGACGGAUGUUGCGCGGUCGCAAGGCCGGUCGGCGCUGACCCUGUACACGAACGUGAAGAUGUAUGAGAAUCUUGCGUUGUAUGCGAAGAUAGGGUUCAUGGAGACGGGUCGACGGACAGAAGAGGGGUUCGAGAGGGUUUAUUUUCGCAAGGAUAUAUAA